Messenger RNA from Rotaria sp. Silwood1, 573 nucleotides. NCBI's taxonomy places the organism in Eukaryota, Metazoa, Rotifera, Eurotatoria, Philodinida, Philodinidae. The record is from the annotation of a GenBank genome assembly.
AUGAGUACAGAAAACUUUCGCUUCUAUAUUGAAGUGCGUACCGAACUUAACAUUCCACCAAGCGCUAUUCAUAAUGAAUUAUCUUCUGUUUACGGUGAUCAAGCUUCUUCUCUUAGAACAGUUCAAAGAUGGUCUAAAUCGUUUCGUGAAGGCCAAGAAGAAAUUGAAGAUAAAGUAAGACCUGGAAGGCCAAUCACUGAAGCUACAGCUGAAAAUAACGAACAAGUUCGUCUUUUAAUCGAUCAUGAUCCUUACAUUACAAUUGAAGAAGUGCAGAAGCAAACUGAUUUAAGUUAUGGAACUGUCCAGCGAAUCAUCUCGGUUCAUCUAAAGCUUAGGAAACUUACCGCUCGUUAUGUACCCAAGAAUCUGAAUGAUUUUCAACGGUCAGAGCGAGUUCGAAUAUGCAAGAAAAAUUUAGCAAAAUUCCAAAAAGGAACAUGGCGCUUGUAUGAUGUAAUAACUGGUGACGAGUCAUGGUUUUAUCAUCAACAGAUCGGUCGAAAGUUAUCAAACGCUGCGUGGGUGGCAAGAGGAGAUCCUCCACCUAUUGUAUGUGAUUCAACGCAGUAA